AUGCACCACUCCCUUGAACACAUAGUCGCAGACCUCGGUACCGCCGUAGAUCUCGCGCGAGACAAAUUCAUCACACUCGACGAACACGAAUGCGCCUGCCCGCGACCGGAUGAUGAUAUCUCCCCGAGGGAUAACCGCAGCGUUGGAUGUGCGAACGGCGAGUUUGGGCCUCCAUUCAACGGCAUCGUGGUUGACGCCAGCCCAGACGAACAACGCAAUUGUGAUCAAGAUCGAGGCCAGGGUCACAAGGUUCAAUGGGCAAAACUUGUGCAAUGGAAUGCUGGCCAUGAUCGGUGCAUUGGCCUUCUUCUUAUUCUUUUCGCCAUGCUCUUCUUCGUCUUUUUUCCCGGCAUCCAGUUCGGCUUGCUUCUGAUCGGCAUCACGCUGGAUCACGCCUUGUUUGUGUUUGAUCUUAAAGUGUUGGAAUUCGUAAGGUUGAAGUGA
Messenger RNA from Penicillium nucicola, 444 nucleotides. RefSeq lists its product as uncharacterized. The transcript is spliced from 2 exons. Lineage: Eukaryota; Fungi; Ascomycota; Eurotiomycetes; Eurotiales; Aspergillaceae. Bases 1 to 444 code for a protein of 147 amino acids. The record is from RefSeq and is a predicted model, not a curated record.